Messenger RNA from Rodentolepis nana, 180 nucleotides. The record is from the annotation of a GenBank genome assembly. NCBI's taxonomy places the organism in Eukaryota, Metazoa, Platyhelminthes, Cestoda, Cyclophyllidea, Hymenolepididae.
AUGAACUUGUCGAAGGAAGUCCGUUUACCUUGUAAGAUGGCUUGUCUUAGGACAGCUGACUGUUGUCUCCAGGCUUGUACAUCUACCGCUUUCCAGUCUGUUCAGCAGCGUUGCGAAGAGCGUCCCGCUUUCUUUUCAGUUCCUCAAGGUGUUCAGACCAAAACACCCGAUAGUGUUUAG